Molecule: messenger RNA, 1588 nt
Organism: Gymnogyps californianus (California condor)
Lineage: Eukaryota; Metazoa; Chordata; Aves; Accipitriformes; Cathartidae
Gene: STAR
Product: steroidogenic acute regulatory protein
Exons: 7
Coding region: 17-868 (283 amino acids)
Biological process (GO): steroid biosynthetic process; intracellular cholesterol transport; regulation of steroid biosynthetic process
Cellular component (GO): mitochondrial intermembrane space; mitochondrion
Molecular function (GO): cholesterol binding; cholesterol transfer activity
Source: RefSeq, a predicted model, not a curated record
CGUCUGGACCAGGGAGAUGCUGCCUGCAACGUUCAAGCUCUGCGCCGCCAUCUCCUACCGGCACCUGCGCAAGAUGACUGGUCUGAGACGACAAGCCGCUGUCGCCAUCAGCCAGGAGCUGAGCAAGUUCGCCUGCCGCAGCACGGGACCCAGCACGUGGAUUAACCAGGUUCGCAGAAGAAGCUCCUUGCUCAGCUCAAGGCUGGAGGAGAAGCCCUUCAGUGAGAUGGAAAUGUCUUACAUCAAGCAAGGAGAGGAAGCCCUCCAGAAAUCGCUCAGCAUCCUCGGGGACCAGGAUGGCUGGAAGACAGAGACGGUGGUGGAUAACGGAGACAAAGUGCUGAGCAAAGUGCUCCCGGACGUGGGCAAGGUGUUCCGACUCGAGGUGGUGGUGGACCAGCCCCUGGACGCGGUGUACAGUGAGCUGGUGGACAACAUGGAGCAGAUGGGAGACUGGAACCCCAACGUCAAAGAAGUCAAGAUUCUGCAGAAGAUUGGGAAGGACACAGUGAUCACCCAUGAGAAGGCGGCCGCUACCCCUGGCAACAUUGUUGGACCACGGGACUUUGUGAGCGUCCGGUGCUCUAAGAGACGUGGCUCCACCUGUGUCCUGGCCGGCAUGUCCACAAAAUACGGAGCUAUGCCAGACCAGGAAGGAUUUAUAAGAGCUGAGAACGGUCCCACGUGUAUGAUCCUGCGCCCGCUGCCCGGCAGCCCUUCGCAAACCAAGCUCAUCUGGCUUCUCAGCAUUGACCUGAAGGGCUGGCUGCCGAAGACCAUCAUCAACCAGGUCCUGUCCCAGACGCAGGUCGACUUUGCCAACCACCUUCGGGAGCGCCUGGCCCGGACGGUGGCCGUGACCUGCUGACCACGCCGACUGCUGUUGUAAUGCUUUGUGCAGGGGUAAAGUAGGGAAUCUUGUAAUGGGGAAAGUCAGACACAAUUUAGUAACAGCCUGUGCCUUUAAUAGUCGACACCACUAAUUAACACAUCAUUUCAAUAAAUAAAGCAAGCUUUAUUUAUUGAAACUAAUUGGUUAGGGAGGUUGCACAUGCUCAUUGUGCAAAUGCAGGACCAAAAAUUUGAGGUCCCAGUCCUGCAUCUGCUCCACAGAGCACAUGCUGGUGCAGUCAGGCCCCUGCGACCUCCCUAACUAAUUAGUUUCAAUAAAUAAAUAAAGCUUUAAGUAGUGGUGUCUACUAUUAAAGGCCUUGGCUUAUUAGUUAUUGGGGAGGUCCCAGAGCCCUGCCAGGGAAGGCAGGAGGACCAGCACACUGACUUCACUUCAACUUUUACUCCCCUCCUUCCCCCAAAACACAAACACAGCAUGCACUUACUUACCUAAAAAUUUUAUUCCCUUCUCCCCCCAGUGAAGCAGCUCUAAUUUAUUUUUCCUGUACAGACACACACAGAGUGUCAAAUUAUUUAUUCAUUCAAAGCUCUGCAACGGUGAUCAUUGCAGGAGGCCCUGUCUAACUUGUCAAUGCAGGGAGCAGGAGGAGAUCUUCAGCUUGAGAGAUCUCAAACGUGUAGCUACUCUGAGUGUAAAUCUCAUUUGUAACAAGUCCAAGACAAAAAAACAAGCAAG